Aegilops tauschii subsp. strangulata is the source of this 1890-nucleotide messenger RNA. RefSeq lists its product as uncharacterized. The record is from RefSeq and is a predicted model, not a curated record. Gene Ontology annotation, molecular function: protein binding. NCBI's taxonomy places the organism in Eukaryota, Viridiplantae, Streptophyta, Magnoliopsida, Poales, Poaceae.
UUGCCCAUUCUACAGCCCAUUUAGGCCGUCGCCUACCAGUCUCGUGCUAACUCCUGCACAUCACCGCCGCCGCCGCCAGCACCGACGCCGAAGAACGGCCGGCAAAUGGCCUUGCCGGCGAUCCCCAACGAGCUCCUAGCGGAUAUCUUCCUCCGCCUUUCCACCUCAGAGGACCUCAUCCGCGCCUCCGCCGCCUGCUUUUCCUUCCGCCGCCUCGUCGCCGACCGCGCCUUCCUCCGGCGCUUCCGCAAGCUCCACCCUCCGCCCCUCCUCGGCUUUUUCGACUACAGAGGCUUCCACCCCGCCGAACCGCCUCAUCCCUACGCGCCGGCGGCCAGCGCCGUCGCCGACGACGACCUCAACUUCGGCUUCCUCCCCGGGUCCUCCUUGGACUGGACCAUGCGUGAGGUCCGCGAUGGCCGCGUCCUCCUCGACAGACCCGGCCGUCACGAGCCCCUCUUCAAGGAGACGGUGGUGUGCGACCCCCUGCACCAGCAGUACCUCCUGCUUCCCCCGAUCCCCGGUGACGUAGCCGCUUCGGUUGCGGUCCAACUCCUGAUAGAAAGGGGGGGCUUUGCCGAUUGCUUCCUCGUCCCUUCCGGCGACAAAGAAGAGCCAGACGCAACGGAGGAGACGUCGUUCAGAGUGAUCUGGCUGGUGGUGCUUGAAAAUAAACCGGUCGCCCUUGUCUUCUCUUCCUGCACAGGGCAAUGGCGAGCCAUUACACCCCUGAUUUGGAGCUUACCUGGCUUACAGUUAUCGACAUGGAAGUUUUGGUUCGUGUCGCGCCAUUACGCACAUGGCUGCUUCUACUGGAUUUCAGGUGCUUCUACUGGAUUUCAGGUUCGAUUGAAAAAUUGCUCAUGCUUGACAUCCGGCGGAUGGAGUUCUCCAUGGUUGAUCACCCACCCUGUGCCAGACAUUUGGGCGAUGAUGUGGCCAUCGCGGAGGCAGGCCAAGGCAGGACUCUGAUGUUUGUGCCUAAACCGGACACAAAACGCCGUAUUUAUAAUCGUUUGGUGGCGAAGCAAUGGUGGGAAUUCCACCCAGUGGCAGAUGGAGAAGACAAUCUCGCUGGAUUCUGACUGCUUAAUUGAGGGUGCAGUCGGGAGGCACUUGCUCCUAUAUUAUGUCGGAGUCUCAUCGGGCAAGCAAGGUUGUUACACGCAGGACGUCGACACAUUGCAGCUUGAGAGGGUGUGUUAUUCAUGUCCAAAACAGUCAGAAGUAUAUUGCAACUUCCCACCAUCGUUAUUAUCAUCACCGACAGUGUCAAGUGUCCCACACCACGCUGACCACCGAGGAGUGGACUGCCGGCACCAGAACCACGAGAAGCUGACCUCGCCAGGGAACUGCCGUGCAAGCGCCGUCGUCGCAGCGGCCGCUCGGGCUCCAGAACCCGUGGAGGCGGGUCGCGAUGGACGGGGAGAAGGAGGCUGAGGCUUGACCCGUGGUGGAUGAGGGCCUGGGGGCGGAUGAGGAGCCAAAUCAAGGUGUUGUCCAGGAUGGCUGCGACCAAGUCCUUGGGCGGCACGGGCUUGCCUUGACCAGGAUGUGCUAGCUGAUGGGGACAUGGAAUGGCUCGAUCCUUUUUGUAAGGUUUAUACGAUUGGUCUGCUGCGUGUUGAUCCUUUUUGGUUCGAAAACACAAAAUGGUACCGUUGUCAACACGCAAACGGCAUCAAGCUGCGGUCUUCUAGAGCCAGUGUAGAUCGACUGCUGCACGGCUAUGUCGCUGUGAGGAUGGUGCUGUGAUCAUCGUUUUCAAUCGCUUCUCAGUAUUGGUCUAUCUGAUUUCUUUGAGUUACCUUCUAGGGAUCUAGAGAUUUUUUUCCAUCCAAGCAUGAAUUGCAAUACUUGAACUUGAUUCUUGUUGGUCCACUUGUUCGA